AUGCCCACCCAAGAGCCUGUCGCCGAUGGGCGCAUCUUUGGUGGGGAUGGCCAAGAACAAAGAAGAGGAGCAGAACGACGACGAGAACUAUCUCCACUGCCAUCGGCUGAAGUAGAUCUCAGUCCGUCUGUACAGUCUGUAAUACUUUCAUCCACCAUGAUCGACGACGUUCGCAACAUGCACCCUCCAACGGAUGGUAGAUCGACUUAUGGCAUCUGCAAUCGCUGUGGCCGUGCUGUGGUGGGCAAUUUCUUCAAUGCGUGGAACAAAGUCACUGGCACAUACUAUACUCCAACCUUUCUCGGGUCGUACAGUAGUUACCUCCAGGCGCAUGGUCGGCAGAGGGAAGCAUCGAUCGGAACAGAUUUAGAAGGAUGGUAA
Molecule: messenger RNA, 381 nt
Organism: Aaosphaeria arxii CBS 175.79
Lineage: Eukaryota; Fungi; Ascomycota; Dothideomycetes; Pleosporales
Exons: 1
Coding region: 1-381 (126 amino acids)
Source: RefSeq, a predicted model, not a curated record